GUUAAACCUCGAACCCUACGUAACCUUCCAGAGAAAGCCCCGCUCACUCUUCUGAACUGCAAAGCAAACUCGUGUUUUGCUCGGAGCCUCCGAUCCAUCUUCUAGGGUUUUUCCUCUCAUUGGCCGGUUGAUUUUCCGCGAAAAUUCAGUCGGAAAAUGGCGAUUUCUGCUCAAACUCCCGACAUAUUAGGCGACCGCCAAUCUGGACAAGAUGUCCGCAGCCAAAAUGUGAUGGCGUGUCAAGCAGUUGCAAAUAUUGUGAAGUCCUCACUUGGUCCUGUUGGACUCGACAAGAUGCUUGUGGAUGAUUUUGGCGAUGUAACAAUUACCAACGAUGGUGCUACAAUACUCAAGAUGUUAGAAGUCGAGCAUCCAGCUGCCAAGGUUCUUGUCGAGUUGGCUGAGCUCCAAGAUCGAGAAGUCGGAGAUGGGACAACUUCAGUUGUUAUUAUAGCUGCAGAAUUGCUCAAGAGAGCAAAUGACUUGGUGAGAAAUAAGAUUCACCCAACCUCUAUAAUCAGUGGAUACAGACUUGCUAUGAGGGAAGCAUGCAAGUAUGUUGAUGACAAAUUGGCUGUGAAGGUUGAAAAGCUUGGAAAAGAUGCACUUGUAAAUUGUGCCAAGACGAGCAUGUCCUCCAAGUUGAUAGCUGGUGAUAGUGACUUCUUUGCCAAUUUGGUUGUGGAAGCGGUACAAGCAGUCAAGAUGACCAAUGCACGGGGUGAAAUUAGGUAUCCAAUUAAGGGAAUUAAUAUACUUAAAGCUCAUGGAAAAAGUGCAAGGGAGAGCUACCUAUUGAAAGGCUAUGCUCUAAAUACAGGCCGAGCUGCCCAAGGAAUGCCACUGAGAGUUGCCCCUGCAAGGAUUGCUUGUCUUGAUUUUAAUCUUCAAAAGACAAAAAUGCAAUUGGGUGUUCAGGUUCUAGUGUCCGAUCCCCGAGAGCUUGAAAAGAUUCGCCAAAGAGAAGCUGAUAUGACUAAAGAACGUAUUGAGAAGCUUCUAAAGGCUGGUGCCAAUGUUGUUUUAACCUCGAAAGGAAUUGAUGAUAUGGCACUCAAGUACUUCGUGGAAGCUGGUGCAAUUGCUGUGAGACGUGUCCGGAAAGAGGAUUUACGCCAUGUUGCCAAGGCGACCGGUGCAACUGUGGUUUCAACAUUUGCUGAUAUGGAAGGAGAGGAAACAUUUGAUUCCUCGCUUCUUGGAUCUGCAGAUGAAGUAGUGGAGGAGCAAAUUGCUUAUGAUGAUGUGAUUAUGGUGAAAGGGACCAAAAACACAAGUGCAGUUUCAUUGAUACUCAGAGGUGCAAAUGACUAUAUGCUUGAUGAAAUGGAUAGGGCUUUGCAUGAUUGUUUAUGCAUUGUUAAGAGGACCCUGGAAUCCAAUACGGUUGUUGCUGGAGGAGGUGCAGUUGAGGCUGCCUUAUCUGUUUAUUUGGAGUAUCUGGCUACCACUUUAGGAUCUCGGGAGCAGCUCGCAAUCGCAGAGUUUGCUGAAUCUUUGCUAAUCAUACCAAAGGUGCUUGCUGUCAAUGCUGCAAAGGAUGCAACUGAAUUAGUUGCAAAACUACGGGCUUACCACCACACUGCACAAACCAAGGCAGAUAAAAAGCAUCUUUCAAGCAUGGGACUUGAUCUCUUGAAGGGAACCGUGCGUAACAACUUAGAAGCUGGAGUACUUGAGCCUGCGAUGAGCAAAGUAAAGAUAUUACAGUUUGCUACUGAAGCAGCUAUAACAAUUCUUCGAAUUGAUGACAUGAUAAGGCUUGUCAAAGAUGAAAGUCAGAAUGAGGAUUAGGUUAUGUUUGAAAAAGAAUAUUGUUGAACUGAGGUUUUGGAUGAGGGAGGCUGGAGUGGGGUCUUGCGGUAUUAUGAAUCAUCUGUAUGCAUUGUAGAUUCUCUAUCAUUUUUGGAUUGGACUAUGUCGUCUUAUGAUUAGAAUGAAAUGUUUGGUUCGUUUGGUCAAUUGAGGUAAUCACCUUUCUUAUUGCACAUUCAUGGUGCUGUGGCAGAUACAGAUUGUAUAAUUUUGGGUUCAAAGAGUGGAUCUUUUGGUAACUUUAGAUACUUUUUUAGUUCCUUUUCUAACUGACUACCGAACUCGGUGUUCUAGUGGCAAAUAUAGAACCCCUUAAGAACCGUCCUGGUAAUGAUGAUCACCCAGGUUCAAUUCGGCGGGGAGUAAACUGUUGACUUUUAGUGGCUUGGUGGGGUUGAGGUCUAAGUUAUUGCUUUAGUUGUCAUUAAGGGCCGCCUGUGGAACCUACAGUCUAGGUCCUCCAGAGGAUUACGCCAAGGGGCUG
Messenger RNA from Ilex paraguariensis (yerba mate), 2299 nucleotides. The record is from the annotation of a GenBank genome assembly. Lineage: Eukaryota; Viridiplantae; Streptophyta; Magnoliopsida; Aquifoliales; Aquifoliaceae.